Messenger RNA from Triticum turgidum subsp. durum (durum wheat), 1902 nucleotides. The record is from the annotation of a GenBank genome assembly. NCBI's taxonomy places the organism in Eukaryota, Viridiplantae, Streptophyta, Magnoliopsida, Poales, Poaceae.
AUGGCGGCCAGAUCGGACGAUCCCGAUGUCUCGCCGGAGUCGUCGUCGCCGGCGGCGGCGGCCGGCGGCGAGAUCUGGGGGACUCUCGAGGAGCUGCUGCUGGCGUGCGCCGUGAGUCGCCACGGCACCGCGAGCUGGGAGUCGGUGGCGUUGGAGGUGCAGUCGCGCAGUCCCUCCGCCGCCGCGCGGCUCACGCCCACCAGCUGCCGCCUCCGUUUCCGCCUCCUUCACCGUCGGUUCGCCGCCGUCGCCGACGAGGACGGAGGCGGGGAACCUGACCCAAACGCCGCCGUCUCCGACGCGUGGGUGGAUGAGCUCAGGAAGUUGCGGGUCGCCGAGCUCCGCCGCGAGGUCGAGCGAUACGAUCUCUCGAUCGGGUCAUUGCAAUCAAAGGUGAAACGGCUGAAGGAGGAACGAGAGAGGAGCCUCUCCGGCGAGACCACGCCGGCGUUCAAGGAUGAACGGGAGACAGGGAACGAGUCGCCAGAGGAGGCUGGCGGUGAGAACGGCCUCUCCGGCGAGGCUUCCGCCCGGUCAUGCAAGGAGUCCAACUCCUCAGAUCUGAAGCCACCGCCGGGGCACGACUCUGGCGGUGCCGCCGCCGACGGCGACGCGGAGGCGAAGGAUGAGCCGGCCGCCGGCGAUAUGGCCGCGAAGGAUGAGGCCUCCGGCGAGUCGGCGGCCGGGUCGAAGGAAGCCGACGCGGUGAAGGAGAGCAGCGACGUGCAGAGCUCGGCCAGCCCGUCCCGUAAACGGCGUCGCCGGCUGCGGAAGGUAGGCGGUGGCGACUUGGCUUCCACGUCGGCGCCCGUGCCCCUCCCCGCCGCGGAGGCCGAGCCGCUCCUCGCCUUCCUCGAGUCGGUCCGGACCAGCAAGUCCGGCGCCGUGUUCGAGCGGCGGCUCGAGAGCCAGGAGAGCGGCAAGUACAAGGGCACCAUCAGGCGCCACGUGGACCUGGAGAUGAUCGGAUCCAGGCUGGAAUCCGGUGGGGCCGCGGGCGGGCCGGACAGCGCUUGCUACGCGUCGGCCUCCGAGUUCUUCCGCGACCUGCUGCUGCUAUGCGCCAACGCUCUCGUCUUCUUCCCGCGUGGCUCGCCAGAGCACGCCGCUGCGACCAGGACUCGCGCGCUCGUCUCCAAGCGCAUCUCCGCGACUCUCCAGAGGGACGGCCUCGAGACGGUGGGGAAAGCUGCUGCCCUGGUCGGCGGUGGCUCCUCGGCGGGCGGCGCCAAGAAGGCCAAGGCGGAUGCUGAGGUCGCCGGUUCGCUCCUCGAGAAGGCCGCGCCGAUCAUUGUUUGCCGGAAGCGGAGCUCCAUUGCGAAGGCUGCUGCUGCUAACAAGGAGAAAGUGGAGAAGGAGGACACGGAUGAAGAUGAGGAGUUCGACGAGGGAAAGAAGAAGGGAAACGCCAAGGACAAAGCCAGGGGUAUGAGGACCAACAAGGGUCGGGCUCCUGUCAGGAACGCCGCUCCAAAUCAGAAAACUGGGAAGGCUUUGGAGGGUGCCGCAGCUGACGAAAGGACGAAGAAAUCUGACAAGAUGGGUGGCAGCGGCAGCGGUGGCAAGGCGGCGGCGGCGGCGGCGGCAGCAGGUGGCGUCAUCAAGAAGCGGAAUGCUGUGGACUUCCUGAAGCGGAUGAAGCAGAACUCAGUGCCGUCAACGGAGAGAGUGUCGUUGCUAGAGACACUGAAACUCUCUGCGACAGAACAGAAGAAGGCUGCCAAGGCUGAUGGCCGGAAAGAGCCGGGCAGCUCCUCGGGCUCCAAGAAGGCUGCCGAGACAGCGUCAGGAGGGAGGAGAAGCGUUGGCCGGCCGCCGAAACGGGCAGCUGCGCCUCCGACUCCUCCACCAUCCAAGAGGGUGAAGGACGACCGGCCGACGAGGAAGCGCGGGAAAAAGUGA